GGGCCGAGGGGUGGGGGCGGCGCAAGAGUAAAGCAGAGUGCCUGUGUCAGUGGAGCUGCCCCAGGAGCGGAAGGCAGGACUGAAGCGGGAGGGGUGGAAGAAAGGAGAGGGCGGGCUCAGAGGAGGAGGAUUCCCUAAACAACAAAAAUCCUGGUUCCGCAGAUUGGCCAAGCUGACAAGCGCUGCCAAGAGCAGGCCGCGCAAACUGCUGGGGGACGUGCCACUGCCUGAGCUUUUCGUUGCUGCAACCAUCCCAGUUAUCUCCUGUCCACGUUAACUGCCGUCUUCUUCCCAGUUGCCGUUCUGCAACCGCAGCAGCCUUGACAACAACAGCUAAGUGGCGGGUUCUGGCUGGGACUUGGGCUUUUGGGAGUCAGGGAAAGCGCCAGGAGCGGACUGAGGGAACCCGGGGCCCGCCAUCUCUUUCCAGCCAGCACGAUUGCAAUCUCUGCACCCUGAAGGCGGAGAAAGCACUAGUGAGAGGAACUCUCUGUCUCGGUUCCCAGUCAGCUAGUUUCUGACAAAAUCUAAACGGAGAACGGACACAGUCUCCCAGAUUGCGAAAAAUCGGACCGUGUUGACGGUUUGUCAGCUUGUUAAGCAAAGGGCAGCUUUGCUUUGGCUACUUGAGCCUUGAGCCAUGUCUCCUCCAACCGUGCCUCCUACUGGGGUAGAUGGUGUGUCCGCCUACCUGAUGAAGAAAAGGCACACUCACAAGAAGCAGCGGCGUAAGCCCACUUUCCUCACUCAUAGGAACAUCGUGGGCUGCCGCAUUCAACACGGCUGGAAAGAGGGCAACGAGCCAGUAGAGCAAUGGAAGGGUACUGUGCUCGAGCAGGUUUCCGUGAAGCCCAGUCUGUACAUCAUUAAGUACGACGGCAAGGACAGUGUGUACGGACUAGAACUGCACAGAGACAAGAGAGUUUUAGCGCUGGAAAUCCUUCCUGAGAGAGUUCCUUCUUCUCGCAUCGAUUCUCGCCUGGCAGAUUCCCUGGUUGGGAAGGCGGUGGGCCAUGUUUUCGAAGGUGAGCACGGUAAGAAAGAUGAGUGGAAGGGUAUGGUGUUGGCCCGAGCCCCCAUCAUGGACACUUGGUUCUACAUCACCUAUGAGAAGGAUCCGGUCCUCUACAUGUACACCCUGCUCGACGACUACAAAGAUGGUGACCUGCUUAUCAUUCCAGAUAACAAUUACUACUUCCCAACCACCGAGCAGGAGCCUGGGGAAGUGCUCGACAGCCUUGUGGGCAAGCAGGUGGAACACGCCAAAGAAGACGGGUCCAAGAGAACUGGAAUCUUUAUCCAUCAGGUGGCAGCCAAGCCAUCUGUCUACUUCAUUAAGUUUGAUGACGAUAUUCACAUUUAUGUCUAUGGUUUGGUGAAAACCCCGUAAGUUUACAGUACUCUUUGCGAAACUUGUGGAACUAGUAGAGGUAAAAUACUUUAUGUUCUCAAAAUGAAUGUGUUUUGAGAGCAAUUUUGAGGUCAAAUUUCAGGACAGUGGAUAAAUCUUACCGUGCCUCCAUAUUGACUAUUUCCCAGUUUUGGCUCAAGUCUAUGUUGGUACUUUUUGCUGUUGACUUAUUUUGUAGUUGAAAAUUGAAAUUUAGAUUGGUUGUUAAGGGGAAAAAAAGUGUUUGAAUCCACUGAAGCAAUUCAAAAGUAGAUAAAGUGCGUUUGUCUUUUGCUCCCUUCCCCCUCUUUUUAUUAUUAUUUUUUUAUUUUUCCAAGUAAUUAGUUUAAGUACUUGGCAUUUAUCUUAGGAUGUUUUCCUCCACUCUCAAACAGCAAGUUCGAUGUAGCGUUUAUAAAAUUGAUCAGCCAGCCAGAUUAUGUACUUUGUGAUCAAUAGCGCAGUCAGUCUCUGUCCUUCGAUCUCACACUUCCUCUCACAACAGUGUACACAUACAGAUGUGCCAAAAGUAUCCAUUCUGUUAUUAUUGGUGGUCACUGAUUCCACCUCUUUACUCAUUAUGCUGUUUUAUUGUAUUAAGGUGCUCUUAUUUCUGUAGAAGUGUUACGUAGGUAUAUAUUUAGUUUUAAGAAAUCUUGAAAGGUUGCCAUCCACUGGUCUUUAAUGUUUAAAAUACUGACAGGUAAAAAGUUCCAUGGUUUUCUCGAUUCUUUGAUGUUUACCUGACUCAAUGAGAUUUAUUUUUCUACUUGGAAUAUUUCUCUUUUGUGAUUUACUUAUUCCUAUCCUUUGUUCUUUUAUCUAUUCAAUUGACAUUUUACACAUAAAGUUGUAGGAAUGUGUACAAUGAAAGUGCAUUUAAUAUUUUAUAUUUCAUAUGCUAAUGAAUUUUGCAUUAUGUUAUUACUCUUCACUUUAUUGAUAAUAUUGUUCAUGUAAAAUUUAUUUUUAAUUUUAUAAUUCUAAAAUGUCUAUGUCUUUUAUAAAUUUUUGGCUUCAUGUCUUUUUCAGACAGAUGUCUCUUACCUAAGCCAUACCAAUAUUCAUUUUUUUUUCUUAUACUCUUUAUUAUAUUCGCUUUUUUUUUUUACCAAUCUGAGAUUCAUUUUUUUUUUUGCUCUGGUAAUUCAUACAGCUUCAACUCCAGAUAUUUUGCAUUACAAAUUCAAUUGUUAAAAUUACUUUUUUUUUUAAAGAAAAGAUCACUCUUUUUCAAAUUUCUGAGUGAAAAUUAACUAUAAACAUAGUUUCAAAAACUGGAAUAACAAAUUCCCUUUCAAUAGAUUUUUUCUUUCUUGUUAUAAUUUAUUCUCUAUAUUCAUCCUUUCAUAGGAAAACCCAAUGCAUUUUAUUGAUAUUUUGAGAAUGGUCUGAUACCUACUAGAAUUGCAUCAAUUUUUUGUACUCUUAUAUACAAGAAAAAAAUUAAUAGUGAUAUUCUUAACACAAGAAUUUUGUACAUCAUUUAAAUAUUUUUAUAUUUUUUUCAUAACAUUCUUCUUAUAGGUCAUUCAUAUAAAAUGGAAUUUAUUUUUGCAGUUAUCUAAUUUUGUAAUAAGUUGAAUAUUUUUCUUCCUUAUAUGUAACUUUUUAUUUUUAUCAAUAAAGGAAAUCUACAGAUUUUAUAUUUAUCUUAUCCAAAGAGUUUAUUUAAUCCUAUAGGUUAUAUGGGAUUUUAAUUAGAAACUUUUGGAUUUUUCUUGAUAUAUACAAUCAUUUUGUAUGUAAAUACAGAUAAUUUUAUUUCUUCUAAUGCUUAUAUGUAUUAGUAUUACAUUAGCUGGAUUCUCCAGAGCAGUGUUAUGUAAUGAUGAUGGCAGACAUGCCUAUCCUAUUUCUAAUUUUUAUGAAAAUGACCUUAUUUUUUCCUGUUUGACUUUGUUGUUAAUUCUUGGUAAGUAGUUAUUCAUAAGUUCAGAAAUUUCUUUUUUUCUUUUUUCUUUUAAUUUUUAUCAAUUACACUUUAUUCACUUUGUAUCCCCCUAAAAACCCCUCCCUCUUCCCCUCCUAAUCCCACCUUCCCUCCCACUUCUCCACACAUCUUCUGGUUUUGUUUAUAUAUAAUUUCUAUUAGAAAUUAUUGUAAUCAUGUCUUUUCCCUUUAAUUUGUUGAUAAUGAUUUAUAAGAAAGCUACAUAUUAAACCAAACCUAUAUUUCUGGAGUACUGUUUGCUUAUGAUAAAAUAGUCAUAUAUUAUUUUUGCUGUAUUUUAUUUACCAAUAAUGAAUUUAGAAUAGGAUUUGUAUUCCAAAGUGAAGUUACAUUUUUAGAUUAUUCUUUAUAUUUUCAUUGAAUCAACAGAUAACAGGUUGUGUCAUUUCUUUCUUUCAUAUACUGUCUUUAUGAAGUUUUGUUAUUACAGUUCUACUAGCUUAAAAAAUGACUUAGUGAAAUAGCAUUAGAAAUAUUCUUUAAAAGUUAGCUGGGACUAAGCUGUAGAACAUUUGAACCCUGGAGCCACACAUGAUUAUGGAUCUUUAGUUUCCUGAUAUUUUUCCAGUGGCAAUUGGCUUUUCAGACUUUUUGUUAAUAUAGAAUAUAUAUGUUUUCUGUCAUUUACAGAAUAUAUAUUCUCUGCCAAUUAUAUAUAAAGUUGAAAGUUGUUUGUAUUAUAAAGUUUGAUGAUUGUAUUUUUCAUGUGCUUUAUGUACUUGUGUAUUUACUGUGAACUAGAUUUUCCCAGUUCAGAAAAUGUAAUAAAUUCAUCAGCAUAUUUGUAUAAUAUAUUUGUAGAAUACAAAGAUAAAAUUAUCUUUGUUUUCUUUUAUUUUCUAGAAAAAUAAGACAAAAUAUAGGAAAUUCUGAAAAUGUGAAAAACAUUUGUUUACCUCCACUCCAAAUUAGCAAAUAUCAAUACUUUGUUAUGUUUGCUUUAAAUACAGAUUUAUAUUGCAAUUAAUCAGUGUUAAAGGUUAAUAAAUUCAUUUUCUACUACCACACCACCUCUUCUGCAGAGGAAAACACUGUCAUGUAUUUGGUGCUCAUGUUUUAUAUAUUUACUAAAAAUAAAUUAUACACAAAUAAAACUAUA
Messenger RNA from Meriones unguiculatus (Mongolian gerbil), 4443 nucleotides. It is a transcript of the gene Spin4, whose product is annotated as spindlin family member 4. Gene Ontology annotation, cellular component: nucleoplasm; cytosol. Gene Ontology annotation, biological process: gamete generation; regulation of DNA-templated transcription. The transcript has a single exon. The coding region runs from base 641 to 1390 and encodes 249 amino acids. The record is from RefSeq and is a predicted model, not a curated record. Lineage: Eukaryota; Metazoa; Chordata; Mammalia; Rodentia; Muridae.